Archocentrus centrarchus (flier cichlid) is the source of this 1809-nucleotide messenger RNA. RefSeq names its product G protein pathway suppressor 1 (gene gps1). The transcript has 14 exons. The record is from RefSeq and is a predicted model, not a curated record. The coding region runs from base 1 to 1464 and encodes 487 amino acids. Gene Ontology annotation, cellular component: COP9 signalosome. Lineage: Eukaryota; Metazoa; Chordata; Actinopteri; Cichliformes; Cichlidae.
AUGCCUUUGCCUGUGCAAGUAUUUAACUUUCAGGGGUCUGUGGAGCCCAUGCAGAUUGAUGCAGAUCCCCAGGAGGACCAGCAGAAUGCUCCAGACACAAACUAUAUCGUGGAAAACCCUACACUGGAUCUGGAGCAGUAUGCGACCAGCUACAGUGGAUUAAUGCGCAUUGAGAGACUGCAGUUCAUUGCUGAGCACUGCCCUCAGCUUCGAGUGGAGGCCCUGAAGAUGGCACUUACCUUUGUUCAGAGGACCUUCAAUGUUGACACUUACGAAGAGAUCCAUCGCAAACUCACCGAGGCCACACGGGAAGUGCAGGGUGUUCCAGAUACGGUCCCUGAAGGAGGGGUCGUUCCUCCUCCCCUGGACUCAGCCUGGGCUGAAUCCACCAGAAAAAAGGCUCUGCUUAAACUGGAGAAACUGGAUACUGAUCUCAAGAACUACAAGGGUAACUCCAUCAAAGAAAGCAUCAGGAGAGGCCAUGAUGACCUGGGGGACCAUUAUCUGGACUGUGGUGACCUCAGUAAUGCCCUAAAAUGCUACUCUCGAGCCAGAGACUACUGCACCAGUGCUAAGCAUGUCAUUAACAUGUGUCUGAAUGUCAUCAAGGUUAGCGUUUACCUCCAGAACUGGUCACAUGUGCUGAGCUAUGUUAACAAGGCAGAGUCCACGCCAGAAAUAGCAGAGCAAAGAGGAGAGCGAGACAGUCAAAAUCAAGCUGUCCUCACCAAAUUAAAGUGUGCUGCAGGAUUGGCGGAGUUGGCCUCCAGAAAAUACAAACCAGCUGCCAAGUGCUUCCUGCAGGCUUCCUUUGACCACUGUGACUGUCCAGAGCUCCUGUCACCCAGUAAUGUAGCUGUGUAUGGGGGCUUGUGUGCUUUGGCCACAUUUGACAGGCAGGAGCUUCAGCGUAAUGUCAUCUCCAGCAGCUCCUUUAAGUUAUUUCUGGAGUUGGAACCUCAGAUUCGUGACAUCAUUUUCAAGUUCUACGAGUCCAAAUACGCAUCCUGUCUCAAGCUACUGGAUGAAAUGAAGGAUAACCUCCUGUUGGACAUGUACUUGGCACCACAUGUCAAGACGCUUUACAGCCAGAUCAGGAACCGAGCCCUCAUUCAGUAUUUUAGUCCCUAUGUGUCAGCAGACAUGACCAAGAUGGCUCAGGCGUUCAACACGACGGUUACAGCUUUGGAAGACGAGCUUACCCAGCUCAUACUGGAGGGCCUCAUCAAUGCACGUAUUGACUCCCACAGCAAGAUUCUGUAUGCGAGGGACGUUGACCAGAGGAGCACUACAUUUGAGAAGUCGCUCCAUAUGGGCAAAGAGUUCCAGAGACGAGCCAAAGCUAUGAUCCUUCGUGCUGCUGUGCUUCGUAACCAGAUCCAUGUCAAGUCUCCACCCAGAGAAGGCAGCCAGGGUGAACUCACACCAGCCAACAGCCAGACCAGGAUGAGCACCAACAUGUGAGGAGGAAGUGACCAGCUACAGACCAGAGGGGAAUGAUCACUGUUCUACAACAUAUGCCUCACCUUCCAGCCAUCCCGCCCACUGUCUGUGAGCUGAACACAGAAGUGAGACACAAUGUAAAGACAGAUAUUCUGAAAUCACUUCUCUUCCCUUGUCAGACGAUGCAGGGAGGAAUCUUUUUCUUAGUCUGACAUGGAGAUUCAGACAAAAUGAAAAUGUGUUUUGAAUGAAAGCUCAGCACUUAGGCUGUAUGUUAUUGGUAGGAGAUGCACUUUGCUCUGCUUACACUUGAUGGAGACCUCAUUUACAGAAAGUUUUAAAAUAAAAACACCUAUCUAAACAAAA